AUGCUUCUAAUAUCCAAGGCGUCUUCAGUAUUACCUUCUUCUACUACCACGGAUCCGAGUUCACGCUACGCGCUCGACACCUUCUCGCACUCUAUGCCCGCAGCCAAACGCCCUAAACUGUCCCUACAGACGUCCGCCCUACCGUCAGCACACUACGGCACCGCCGGCUCGAACACCGGCAAUGCACGUCUCAUGGACAUGGCGACCGCGACACCCACGACUCUCAACACAUUCAACAACACAUUCGACCUCAGCAUCCGGCCUUCGCCUAUCUCAAGCAUAGCGCCUCCGUCCGCCCUGUCCAAACCUCUCACAACGACCAGCUCCCGGCCCAAACGCCAAGCUGCCGGUACUUACGAACUAAACCUUCCCCUCGGCAUUCGCCCAAUCCUUAAGAACUCCUCCCUCCCACCCGACCUUCGCCGCGGCAGCCUCAGUGCUGCCGCCAGCGCAUCGCCCCUCAGUGCCGUCAGCUCGUCCCGGAGAGUGUUCUUUCCUGAGCCUAAACGGGUCAAAUUCGCUGUCGGAGGGGACGAAGAAGUGGUCAAUCGGGUUUACACGAGGCGGCACAUGGACAUUAGUUCGAGCGAGGAUGAGGAAUCAAGCAGUGGGAGUGGUGAGGAGGGAGAAGAAUCGGGUCCGCCAUCGGAGGCGCCUACAGUCGGUGAUGACGAUGCUGUUGCGGAGGAGCCGCAAGAGCGCGCAGCGGCACUUCGAUUAUCAUCAAAAACGGCCGAAAAUGUCGACGAAGUCCAAAGGGGCCGAAGCCAGUCGCGGCAUCACCGCAGGUCAUCGAAUGAUGCGACUCGUAAAACACGAAAGCGACGUCGGUGGGAGUGGACUUUGGGCAGCACUGCUACUGGCGAAGCAGAGACAGCAGGAGCGACAGAGCCGAGACCGACGACAGGGAAGUCGCUGUCGCGUGAUUCCGCAGCAGACGAUGCCGCCAAAGAUGGCGCUGUUGAGGUAGCGGUGGAGGAGGUGCAGGCGACGCCGAGUCCUGCGGACGUGAAUGCUGAGACUCCGAGUCCGUCGUAG
Molecule: messenger RNA, 1038 nt
Organism: Cyphellophora attinorum
Lineage: Eukaryota; Fungi; Ascomycota; Eurotiomycetes; Chaetothyriales; Cyphellophoraceae
Exons: 1
Coding region: 1-1038 (345 amino acids)
Source: RefSeq, a predicted model, not a curated record